AACUGUGCAGUAAAUUUUAGUUGUAUCCCAAUAUAUAUUAUAUAUAGUUUCAUCUACAUAUUCAAUAAACAAAAUGUAUCUUGUCAAGGCCGUACUCAUUCUUAUCUUUGUCCAGAGCAUUACUCAGACCUUGGCCUUGAAUGCACUAAACAACUAUGGAAAUAGCGUAUACCCCGAUCGCUGUGUUGUGGAUAUGGGCACAUCCGUAGUGCUGCUAAAAUUUGGGGAGUCUGUUAAGCUGGAUUCGCUGCCCUGCACACAGAUCUUUUGCAUAGGAGAUGGCUGGGGCAUGCUAGAAACCUGCGAUUUUAUGCGUCCAAAUCUCGGCUGUCGCUACACAAGUUUCAAGGACUGGGAGGCAGACUACCCCGACUGCUGCAAGCGUAACAUGGUGUGUGAUUGAAAUUGUUCCCUUAUCAAUCUGUUCCGGUCUUUUGUUUGCAUUUAACGAUUCGUUGCAAGCUAAAUUUAAUAAGUGAUAACCCCAAGCAUUUAAAGUUUAAUACAGUUUAGAGCAUGUGGUUUGUAAUCAUAUUUAUGUCAUACGCACAGAU
Drosophila arizonae is the source of this 554-nucleotide messenger RNA. RefSeq lists its product as uncharacterized. The record is from RefSeq and is a predicted model, not a curated record. Lineage: Eukaryota; Metazoa; Arthropoda; Insecta; Diptera; Drosophilidae.